Thamnophis sirtalis is the source of this 3691-nucleotide messenger RNA. It is a transcript of the gene MCL1, whose product is annotated as MCL1 apoptosis regulator, BCL2 family member. Gene Ontology annotation, cellular component: mitochondrial outer membrane. Gene Ontology annotation, molecular function: BH domain binding; channel activity. NCBI's taxonomy places the organism in Eukaryota, Metazoa, Chordata, Lepidosauria, Squamata, Natricidae. Gene Ontology annotation, biological process: mitochondrial fusion; intrinsic apoptotic signaling pathway in response to DNA damage; regulation of apoptotic process. The record is from RefSeq and is a predicted model, not a curated record.
AUGUUCAACAAGAAGACGAUGGUUUUGUAUUGCGGCGGCUCUCCCGGAUUGGCACCGGCCGCCCCUCAGUCUCCCGGCGGCGGCGUGGGCGGCGUGGGCGUAGGAGGUGGAAACGGCGCCGUAGGCGAAGGCGGCCUGGCUCUCCUUCCCGGCGGAAUCCGAAGCGGCUGUGCGGGGCUGGGCUGCGCUGAGGGGCCUCGGGCGCUGAUUGGCGGAGGGCGUCGCGCGGGGCCCCUCUCGCUGAUUGGGCCCCAGGAGGCGGCGGCGCGAGCGCUGAUUGGCCAGGCGGCGGCGACCCCCGAAGACGAACUGGACGGCUGCGAGCCCGAGCCGGAGCUUCCCGCCGCCGCUUCUUCCUGCUCCUCCUCCGCCGCUUCCUCCGCCGCCGCUUCCCCCACCACGCCCGGCCCCGUCGACCCGCUGCGCCAGGUGACGCUGGAGCUGGUGGCCUCCUACUUGCGGGAAGCGGCCGACCAGGAGACCCCCAAACAAGACGGCGGUUGCGGCGGCGGCGGCGGCGGCGGGAAGUUCCUGCAGGGCCUGCUGGGCCGCUUCGGUCCCUGCGCCAGCGGCGAGGCGGAGACGGCGGCCCGGGCCCUGGAGACGCUGCGGAGGGUCUGCGACGACAUCCGGGAGAAGCACCAGCUGGCCUUCCAAGGAAUGCUGAGGAAAGUGCAGAUCGACAAAGCUGACGACUUGAAGGUUAUGUCAGAAGUUGCAACGCAGGUUUUCAACGACGGCAUAACAAACUGGGGUCGGAUUGUGACUCUCAUUUCUUUUGGUGCCUUUGUUGCCAAACACUUGAAGAGCAUAAAUCAGGAAAGCGGCAUCAACACUUUGGCGGAGAUUAUCACGGAGGUGCUGGUGACGGAGAAGAGAGAGUGGCUGCUGCAUCACAACGGCUGGGAGGGCUUUGUUAAAUUCUUCCAUGUAGAGGACCUGGAAGGCAGCAUCAGAAACAUUCUGGUGGCUUUUGCGGGCGUGGCUGGCCUAGGAGCGAGCUUGGCUUACUUGAUCCGGUGAACCAAAAAAAGGGGGGGGCUCACCCGAGUGGAGCUUAGCUUGGACUCCUGCUGUGAGUAGAAAACUGAGCUGUUCUCCUCUUGCCGAGCGGGAAGCGAGACAGCUGGAAUUCCCCAAGAAGGACUCCUAUGAACUGUCCCGGGAUAGAAGGCAGCCCAGCAAGGAGGUCUUACAAACGGAAGCCGCUUUUGCCAAGGGAAGAAACGUGGGGGACUCCGCUUCACUCACACGAAGCUAGAAGGACUGUGCAGGAGGAGGAGGAGGUGCGCUUGGACUGGCCAGGAGGAGAGACAGUUGGCUGAACUGAGCAGUGAGUGAUCUGUUUGCACAGGGCGACAAUCGCGCCCCUUCCGCCUUGGAGAAUACCGCUGGGGCUGAAGUACGGAGGGGUGUUUAGGCCCCCUAAGCACUUCCUGGUCAUCUCUGGGAAAUGCCUUGAACUGUUUGGCAGAUGCAGGCAACGCGUUUAUUGCCCCAUCGCUGAGAGAAAAGGUGUCCCUUCAGCCGCUCAUCAUCAACACAUCGUAUUCUAAAGGGCUGGCUGUAUUUUCUUUUUCCAUUUUUUCAUCUUUCUUUCCACUGCCCUCCUUUUGAAAGCGUUACACUGCCAUUAAGCGCCUCCCCCCACCCCCCCUUACACACUCAACUGCUCCCUGCAGUGGAGCUCAGCCUGCAACCGUGAUAAACUUCACCUGGGACCGAUGAAGCCUGCAGAAUGCGUCCACCCUUGAAGCCGCUUUUAUCUUUUGAGAACGAUUGCGAAGAGGUUUUGGUUUUUUUCUUAAAAUGUGAUCAGUUUGGAUUUGAUUGGACUCUUUGAUUGGUUUCCCCACACAGCCCCAUCUGCAUAUCCUGGGCAUUUCAGAAAACCCUCCUCAUCCAAGUCAACAAGUUUAUCCAUGUGACUGUACUGGACAGCUUAAGACUCCUCCUUUCCUUCCUCCCUCUUGGGAAGAAAAAGGAGCCCUUUGGGGUUUUCCAUUGCUCUGCUUUACUUCUUUUUUUUGAUGCCCGCGUUGAUCUUAAAGGAUGCUUUUUUUUUAAAAAAAAGAGCUAAACUUGCACAUGAAUGUCAUUUAUCCUGUAAGAAAGCAAAAUAACAUGCGUGAAUUAGCAGUGAGAUCACACACACACACAUUCUAAUCUGGGCAGCUUCCUGGAUGCCUGAUGGCCUUUUCUAAAACCUUUGAGGAUGAAACAGUUCAUAAGCUGAGUUUUCUUUGAUUCCCCCCCCCCCCUUUUAUUCAGGAGAAUGGCUUCAGUUCACAGGGGCAGGAGUUUUAAUUUGCAGUCUAGAAUUGCUUUUAGUUUUCCCUGUGCAUCAGUCUAGGCCAGGAGUAUCCAACCAUAGCCACUUUAAUAACCGUGGACUUCAAAUACCUGGGGGAUUCUGGGAGUUGAAGUCCAGAAGUCUUCAAGUGGCCAGGGUUGGACACCCCUCUUGGCGAGGUGCUGGAAGAUCUGCUUUGUUUACAUAAACCGUCUUAAUAAAAAAAAAACCCUUCAGUGAUUCUCGCCAGGUGAGGAGGCCUUUCUGUUAAUACAGAAACCCGAAGUGUUUGUUUUCGUUUUUUGUGGCUGAAUGAUCGCCCCUUCUUCUUCCUUUCCUCCCCCUUGAAUGUUGCCAGGCGAUUCGUUGGUAGACCAGGCUUAAAACCUUGGCCUGGCGCUUCCCUUCCGUGGGGAUGGAGAGGCAGGGCUGGAGAUGCGCUCUUAAGAAUAGAAGUAGCCAGCUUCAGGGAUGUGGGACGAAGCCGCCUUUCUUCGUUCAGGGUGGUCUAAAUUCUGGCUAGGGUCUGACCUGUGACUUGCACCUCAUUGUUUCCAAACGGCUGUUUUGUGAGCACUUGAGCUGGUUAAAAAGGCAUGGCAGGGAUGUGCAAGGAAAUUAAAACAUUCCACACAUGUUCAACUGCCCCCUUUUGUUUGCCCCAGAAAUGUGGUUGAGAAAGAAAAACUCAAAAGAGUUUUUCUAGGGAAGUAUUUUACAUAGGGACUAACAGAACCAGCCUAUUGCAAUGCCUUGUGGGGGGGUUUAAUGGCAGAGUAUGCAAAGUCCCCUCCCUUUCCUUAGAAAUAUGCAAAAUGGCACUUCUCCAAAGCUCUGUUUACAAAUGCUGGUGCCCUGCGAGUGUGUGUGUGUGUCUCAGCUGGGGUUUUCUUGUCCAACCAAACAGGCAGUGCCGGAGUUUCCCUAUUUUCACACGAUUGCAAGGGAGACCUGCGAUGGUGUUGGCCUGUCCUCUCCCCUCCUGUCUGACCCCAUUUUGACUCAAACCCCAGUAGCUGUGAAUGUCUCUCUGGUGAGAAUCCAGAGGGAACCUGUUCUAGUUUAAUAAGGACCCUGAGCCUGUGGUUCCUUCUGGCAGAUCAGGAGAAGCCGUCUUGUCAGUUCUCUUGUCACCCCGCUUGGCUGCUGGGCUACUGGGUUAACUUCUCUUUUUGUGAUAGGGAAGAGUUGCAGGUAGAGAAAGCCAGAGAGAGGUUUAUUCUGAAAUCCUUGACCUCAAUAAAGCCCAAGUUUGCCAGCAACAUGGAGGCCUUACUGAUUCGUACCCUGCCUGCCCACAUUCCUCCCAGGCAGAAUCGCUGUUUUGCAACGUAGCAACAGAGUGUUUAAUAUAUGUGCUUGAAUGUUCCUCUGAAUUAAAUUAAUUUAACCCUUCAA